This is a messenger RNA of Alosa sapidissima (American shad), 1092 nucleotides long. RefSeq lists its product as uncharacterized. The transcript is spliced from 2 exons. NCBI's taxonomy places the organism in Eukaryota, Metazoa, Chordata, Actinopteri, Clupeiformes, Clupeidae. The coding region runs from base 366 to 953 and encodes 195 amino acids. The record is from RefSeq and is a predicted model, not a curated record.
CACAGACUACACUCACUGUUCCAUUGAACAGGUCACAUGGUAAUGUAUACUGUCUGGAUCUGGCCCUGAACUGGCCCUGCUCUGGCUGUGAUGUGGUUGAGGAUUUGUCUAGGUCCCUCCCAGCAUUACUGUGACUUCCAUGUCACUGGGAUUGAAAGCAAAGGAACAGACAUGGAGCAUAGAGGAAUGAUUCAGAAGAGGUGUUCCGGGGACAUGUUUACGCGUGUCAGGCCUCUGCUGCGGGAGGGGAGGGGCGGGCAGACUGCCGCCUCAGCAGAGAGGGAGGUCCCGAGAAGCUAAACCCAGCAAGCAACAGCGCAGCACAGCCAGCCAGCCAGCCAACUUCUUGCUUUACGGAAGCCAAGAUGAAGACUCUUGUUGUCUGGACCCUGUUUCUGCUGCUCUCCCUCACAGGGAUUGCUGCUCUAGAUGAUCAGAACUCGAUGCCCUGCAUGCUGUCUGAUCACACCACGGCCUACAAGACCUUCCUGAAGCGCCACAUCCUGGAGGGAGCGCCAAGUACUGAUGACCAGAACGCGUGGGAGGAGCUGCUGCGGAACAAGAAGUUCUGCUCCCGUCCCACGCAGUCCUUUCUCCCCGAGAGCGAGAGGCAGCGGGUGGAGGCUGUGUGCUCCCCGUCGGGUGGGAAGGCCUUCAGGGGGAACAUGUGUAUCAGUAAGGAGCCCUUCUCCUUCAUCACAGUGCGCGUGGAGCAGGGAACCUGUGGCAUCAAGCGGAUCGUCCACGAGCGCAAGCAUCUGAUCCUGGCCUGUGAGAAGCUCCAGAAUGUCUGCCAGCCCGUGCACUUUGAGGGGAACCCGCAGAGUCUUGUGCCGGACCAGAACAAACCCGACUGCGGCCUUAGGUCACCCAGGAGCGGAGGCGACAGGGUAGCAGCAGGACUUGUGAACAUACUUUGUCUCCUGUUGGUGGCGCUAGAGGUCGCCGUGUGAUUUACCCACUGGUCCAUUUCCUGCUUUAUUUCCAGGCUGAAACACUGUGCCACUGAUUGUGAUAUGUCUUUAUUUUAUCAUAAGUACGUGACUGAGUUGUAUGCCAACAUUUUACAAACAAUGAACAAUUCUAUCAGCA